UCGGAAAUCAGUUUUUACUAGACUAUACUUGCUAUGCUCUUUGAUCAGUACUGUCUACAACAGAGCAGACAUUUUUAUCAGAUGGUAGGCCGUGCUGUGACUGCUAACCAAGGCGCUAAAUAUGAACAGCUGGCUUCAAAACCAGAUGGCGACGAAGAAGUAAUAAGAAGUAAAGGAAAAGGAAAAUGGUCGGAUAUAUGUGUGCAAAAAAGUCUGUUUUCUUUGGGACUUAUACUAUUUUACUUUUCACUAUCUAUCGGUCUAACAUUUUACCAAAGAUGGCUUUUAAAGGAAGUACGUUAUCCACUCACAAUAGUGAUGUACCAUUUGAUAGUAAAAUGGCUACUCUCAGCAUUUGCAAGGGAAGUUUUACAUUGCAUCACAUUGAGACCUCAGCUGGUGCUUUCAUUUAUGACAUGCUUACGUUCAGUUGGCCCAACUGGAUUUGCUAGUGGCAUUGAUGUUGGCUUCUCAAAUUGGGGACUUGAACUUGUCACAAUUUCUCUCUACACUAUGACAAAAUCAACAACAAUCAUCUUCAUACUUGGAUUUGCAAUAUUCCUCGGCCUUGAGAAGAAGUCUUGGUCGCUGGUUGGAAUUGUUAUCAUGAUCGCUUCUGGACUGAUCAUGUUCACCUACAAAGCGACGCAGUUCAAUCUUCUUGGCUUCUACUUCCUCCUGUUAGCAUCGUUCGCUGCUGGCUUGAGAUGGUCCUUCGCACAACUUCUAAUGCAAAAGUCUAAGCUGGGUCUUGACAAUCCCGUGGACAUGGUGUUUCAUGUGCAGCCCUGGAUGUUCGUGUCGCUGCUACCUUUCACUAUUAUGUUCGAAGGCACCACCUGCUUUGAUUACCUCUUAUCGUUGACUACGGAACAAUUACUACCAACCAUUCUCAAGGUGUCCGUCGGCGCGAUACUGGCCUUUGCUAUGGAGAUCAGCGAAUUUCUUGUCGUCACCUACACAUCAAGUCUCACUCUAUCCAUUGCGGGCAUUUUUAAGGAAAUGUGUAUUUUAAUACUGGCAGUGGAAGUGAGCGGUGAUCAACUAAGCGCUAUUAAUGUGGUCGGGCUGACAGUGUGCUUGUUGGGCAUUAUCGGGCAUAUCAUCCACAAGGUUCUUGUAAUAAAGGCUGUCGCUGGUACUAUGAAGGCUCUAGAUGCGGAUGACUUCAAUGAGAUAAAUAAGAUGAGGAUGCCCCAAACAAAUGGGGACGGUAAACCACUGUUAGAAGACCAUGUUCACUAUAACGGAGUAAGCGAUGAUAGCGAUAUAGAUGCUAGUGAAAUCUUAUACGAAGUGUUACAUCGAAGAGAUGCGAAAUAAACACCUUGGCAACAUUUAAUCGAUCGGAUUCUUCCUUCAAAAUUACUAUAAUCAUGUAACUGUUAAUGGGAAAUUACUGUAAUAAUUUUUUAAUUCUUGUAUAUUCAAAAAAAAACUUUGUCUUUCCCUUUCUAUGUAAAGAUUCCAUAAUCUAAAAGAUUUUUACUUAGGAUGUAGAUUAAGA
This is a messenger RNA of Papilio machaon (common yellow swallowtail), 1507 nucleotides long. RefSeq names its product solute carrier family 35 member C2. Bases 34 to 1323 code for a protein of 429 amino acids. Gene Ontology annotation, biological process: UDP-glucose transmembrane transport. Gene Ontology annotation, molecular function: antiporter activity. The transcript is spliced from 6 exons. The record is from RefSeq and is a predicted model, not a curated record. Gene Ontology annotation, cellular component: endoplasmic reticulum-Golgi intermediate compartment; Golgi apparatus; cis-Golgi network. NCBI's taxonomy places the organism in Eukaryota, Metazoa, Arthropoda, Insecta, Lepidoptera, Papilionidae.